AUGGCUUACCACACACGCUCUAACAGUUUUCCCUCAAGCCCACACCCCAUCAUUCAAGAAGUUGAGGAACAAUUGUGCAGACUGAGGUCUUCAGAAGCCACAUCCACAUCUUCAUCAACAAUAAGCCACAAGCUAAGUGGUCUUCAAGACUUACAUGAUUGUGCUGAUAGGUUGCUUCAGUUGCCCCUCACCCAACAAGCCUUAGCACAAGAGCAACAUCAGAAGUGGGCUAAUGAGCUAUUAGAUGGCUCUCUCCAUCUCUUGGAUGUAUGCAGCGUUGCCAAGGAUGCCCUAUCACAAACCAAGGAGUGUGUACAAGACCUUCAAUCAAUCAUUCGAAGAAGGCAUGGAGAUGAUUCUGCAGUGCUCACAAGCGAGGCAAGGAAAUACUUGACCUCCAGGAAGACAGUUAAAAAGGUACUCUACAAGGCUUUGGAGAACCUGAGGGCACCAGUAAACAAAUCCACUUUCUCUUCCGUCAACAAGGAAGAAGUCACCAUUGUUAGCAAGCUGAGAGAUGUUGAAGCAGUCACUGUCUCAGUGUUUGAGUCAGUGCUAUCCUUCAUCUCUGGGCCAAAGUCCAAGUCUAGCAGCUGGUCAUUGGUUUCCAAGAAAGUGCAAUCAAAGAAAGUAGCUUGUGAAGAAGAAAUAAAAGUAAAUGAAUUUGAAGAGGUGGAUGCUGCAUUAAAGUCACUCAAGAGUGCACACAACCAGCUUAACAAUCUGGAAUCAUGCAUUCAAGACCAAGAAGAAGGACUUGAAAGCCUAUUUAGGCAAUUAAUCAAAACUAGAGUCUCGUUUCUGAAUAUCCUAAACCAUUAG
Messenger RNA from Fragaria vesca subsp. vesca, 822 nucleotides. RefSeq lists its product as uncharacterized. Gene Ontology annotation, biological process: shoot system development; root development. The transcript has a single exon. The record is from RefSeq and is a predicted model, not a curated record. NCBI's taxonomy places the organism in Eukaryota, Viridiplantae, Streptophyta, Magnoliopsida, Rosales, Rosaceae. The coding region runs from base 1 to 822 and encodes 273 amino acids.